AUGAUGACCCGUGAAGACGAAGAUUCCGAUGAUAUUGUUGAACCCACAACAGACGGCUUGUCCGUCAUGAGAGCAGCUACAACCUCGUCAUCUUUAAAGUCCCAUCAUGACCUUCCACUACUUUCCAUCAACAACCAAUCAUCAUCACCAUCGGGAAAAUAUUUUCAAAUUGAAUUAGGAGAAGAUGAUUAUAUCAAUGAUAUUCAUUCUCCAGCCAUGUUCAAACCUCCGACACCCAUCAGUCCAACAAGUAGUCUUGCUUCUAAUGCAAAACAUUUAUUUGGACAAGUGAAGAAACAACAAUCAACGACGUUACAAGCAAUAUUGAAUGAAUAUUGCGACUUGACCAUGUCUACUUCUACAGCUUCUUUGGAAGGAGUUUCAGAAGUGGAUGACGAAACUUGUAAAUAUGUGCAUGAAAUUGCAUCAAUCAGAGGAUUGAGACAUCAAUUUUAUUUGGAACUUGUGUUUUGGAUUUUAGUUGCCUCGACUGCUGGUUUAUUGCUCGUGUGCUGUCGAUGGAUAAAGUGGUUACGAGCUUAUUUAACUUAUACUUACAGCAAUAAUAGAGGAGAAUCUUUUGAAAAUGCAACAAAAGUAAUUAUUGAGUCAAAAGACCUCAGAGAGUGGACAAUAUGUAAAAUUAAGAAAGGAUACAUUAGAAAUUAUGAUGUUGACCAGAGAGCUUCAAUAGAACCUAUUAGAAUUAGAUACUUUUUGUACAGAAAUUUAGUAUUUAUUUAUGAUCCUGAUCUGGAUAGUUUUCAUAGAGUUCGGUUUAACACAUCCCUACCAUACUCUACAAUUCAUAAAAUGGCAGAACAAGAGGCUGAAAACGAAAGAGACUUGCGAGAAUUACUGUUUGGAAAAAACUCAACACAGGUUCCAAUGAAAUCAAUGAUACAAAUUCUCUUGGACGAAAUUUUGCAUCCAUUUUACCUUUUCCAAAUUUUAAUAUUAGUGCUAUGGUUUAUCGAGAGAUAUUAUAUUUAUUGCAUUACGAUUAGCGUAGUUUCUUUGAUUGCUGUAUUUUUCAGUUUUUGGCGAACACAUGACAACUUGAAAAAGUUGAAGGAAAUGACCUCGUACCAUUGUUACGUGAAUCGUCUUACUCAACGAGCUCCUUCAUCUUUCAAUAGGACUAUAUAUUCUGAAGAUCAAACCAAAAAGAAUGAAGAAAUUGAAACCAUGGACUCAUUAGAUUUAACUCCAGGAGAUAUUAUUGAAAUUACAAAUGGUAUGGUCAUGCCCUGUGAUGUCAUCUUGUUGGGUGGACAGCUGAUUGUCAACGAGUCCAAGCUCACUGGCGAUAGCAUUCCUGUCAAGAAACGUGCACUACCACGAGUCGAUGAUAGUAUUUAUGAUGCAUCCAGGGACUCAACAUAUACUGUGUACUCGGGAACUACAGUGCUUUCUUCACAACCAUCACAAAGAGGACUCUUUACCAACAAAUGUUAUGGAAUAGUAAGCCAAACUGGAUUCCACACGCAGAAGGGAAAAUUAAUUCUCUCUAUCCUCUAUCCAAAGACUGGGCAGUUCAACAUUUACCGAGACUCAUUCAAAUUUCUUUUUGUUCUCGUAUUUUCUGGAAUUGUAGGAAUGUUAGCGACAAUAAUUACCAUGGUUAAAGCAGGUCAGCCAAGUGGUAACAUUAUACUCCAUAUUUUAGACAUUAUUUCUAUUACUGUCCCUCCAUCAUUGCCAAUUGCAAUGACCACGACUGUGACAUUCACAAUGAGACGACUCGCCAAAAGAAGAAUUUUCUGUACCUCUCCUGCACGAGUGAAUAUUUCUGGCUAUGUGAAGAUUGUAAUUUUUGACAAAACUAACACCUUAACAAAAAGAGAUAUUGACGUGAAUGGUGUAAUACCGUCACAGAGAGGAAAUUUUGGACACUAUGUCAAGAAAAAAGAUUUCACAACAGCAUUUUCGACCGAUAAUGCUUUACUGCGCUGCCUUGCAUGCUGUAAUGAUUUAGCCCGUAUCAAGACAAACCUUGUGGGAGAUCCUCUCGAUAUUGCUUUAUUUAGCUCUACCAAUUGGGAUAUCCAAGAAUAUUCUGAAUCUGCAACAGAGCAAACUCUAUUAUAUCCCAAUCACAAUCAUCAUGAUGAUACUCAAGAUCAUUCAUUUUCUAGAAUAAUGGUGAAUGAAUUUAAGAGCAGCCUUCAACGAAUGUCUGUAGUGGUGCGAGACAACUCCACUGGAGAUGUAUGGUGUUUUGCAAAAGGAAGUGCGGAAUCCAUUAAAUCUAUUGCAAAACAUUCUAGCAUUCCUGGAGAUUUUAACCUUGUACUUCGAAAGUUUGCACAAAAAGGAUAUCGUAUUUUAGCUUGUGGAGUUAAGAAAAUCAAUGAAGAAAGAUAUUCCUCAUUACAGAAAUCUAUCAACUCCAUGACUCGAGAGGAGAUUGAGAGUGACUUGGAAUUUAUAGGGUUUACACUCGUAGAAAAUAAGGUCAAGAAAGGAGCAUUUAAAGCCGUAAAAACCCUCACUGAUUGUAACAUCAAAUGCAUCAUGGUCACUGGAGAUAACCCAUACACUUCCAUUGCUAUUGGAAAGAAAUCUCACAUUAUCGAAAGCAGAAAAUCAAUCUUUCUAAGCGAAUUGAAAGAAAAUAUGGAAGCUGAUAAGACCAUUCAUACCAGCAGCUCCAACUAUUCACAAAAUGUUUUUUGGAGAAAUGUGGAUACCAACCACAAAAUUUCAACUCAAGAACUUCUCGCCAUGCAAAAUAUUGAUCUAGUCAUUACUGGGGAAGUAUUCGAAUUUGUCUUGAAAGAACAUCGCAAAUUUGUGAAAAAUACUCGAAGAGAGCCAUACAUUAACACGAAAAAACCCUCUCUGUUACAUGUGAUUUUAACAUCAUGCAACAUUUACUCUCGGUUUUCACCAUACAAUAAGAAGUUAUUAGUAGAAGAAUUACAAAAGAUGAGUUAUGAUGUUGGAAUGGUUGGAGAUGGAUCCAAUGACUUGUUUGCCUUACAAACUGCUCACACUGGAAUUUCUUUGGCCGAUACAGAGACAUCCAUUGCAGCUCCUUUCACAAGUCUUAAACCAAGAGUUUCAUCGAUUGUGACUCUGAUUCGUGAAGGAAGAGCUAGUUUAUUAACAUUCUUUCAAAUAUUUAAAUUUACUGCACUUUACGCAAUUACUAGAAUCAUUACGGUACAAAUAUUGUUGCAACGUAAUUGCAAUUUAAGCAACUUCCAAUAUUUAUACAUUGAUUUAUUUGUUAUUUUACCUACCACACUCUUGAUGACAAGAACAGAUGCAAGUUUAGCGUUGAAGCGAGAAAAACCUCCCAAUACUCUCAUUUCUAGAUUUAUUUUCUUGUCACUGUUGGGACAUGUACUGCUAGCUUAUGGAUUUUUGUGGAUGGUUUGGACAGAAAUUGAGAAAGAGCCUUGGUUUCAUGGAACGUCAGAAAUCAAGUUUAAAAUCUAUAGAGAUAUUCAUUUGAGGUCAUAUGAAGCGACGGUCAUGUUUUUCAUUUGCACAUUUUGCAUUAUCAAUAUUGCCAUCUGUAUGAGUAUUAGUAAGCCGUUCAAGUUGCCAAUUAUAACCAAUAAUUUUACCUUCACCUUCUUUAUUAUUGUGUUAUAUGUAAUGACUGCCUAUUUGCUGUUCUUACCCACACAAUGGAUGAGAAAUACUGUAAAGUUAAUCUCGUUUCCGCUGUACUACAAGUUUCGAAUCAUAAUGUAUUCACUGGGACAUCUUGCUGUUAGCUACUGUUGGGAAAUGAUGUUAAUUGUGAGUCCAACCAGAAGAGUGAUUAAGAAAUUCACGCUCCUUAAUGUGUUGGUAUUAGGUGACAGAAUUUUGAAACUAUUGAAAAUUCCAAGCCCUCUCUUUUUGCUUGUGCUCAUUGAAAACGAGCAAACUAAACUUAAAGUCUACAAGCAAUUGGCAACAUUUAAAAUUGCCAAUCAAACAUCCCAUUUGGAUGAAUGA
Naegleria lovaniensis is the source of this 3957-nucleotide messenger RNA. RefSeq lists its product as uncharacterized. The coding region runs from base 1 to 3957 and encodes 1318 amino acids. NCBI's taxonomy places the organism in Eukaryota, Heterolobosea, Eutetramitea, Acrasida, Naegleriidae. The record is from RefSeq and is a predicted model, not a curated record. Gene Ontology annotation, cellular component: membrane. The transcript has 2 exons. Gene Ontology annotation, molecular function: P-type transmembrane transporter activity; ATP hydrolysis activity; ATP binding.